GACGUCUCAAGAUUUAGCCGCUCGUUGUAAAUAGAGGGCCUGGAGCAAUAUGGCGCUCUGCAUCUGUUCAGCGCGACCAAAAGCCGCAGCAUGUUACAGACGUCUCUACUCCUCCUAUGCCCAUUAUUACAAUUCUGUUGUGGCUACAGUCUGGAGAUGAUAAGUUCAUUUUCAAUUAUACAUCACCCAUGCAGAAGUAUCUCAAGCUUUGGUGACCAGAAAGUCCAUGUGCCUUAAACAGAGCUCAUAUGAAUGGAAGGAUUGAGGAAUGUGGAGCUGGUGCCAUUGCUGCUGAAGAGGCCCUAUCAUGACCAAAAGAGGAAUCUUAUAAAUGAUUCCAACAUUGAAGAAUUAUGGCUGAUGAGAGCCAUAGAUCAUUCUGUGAUUCACUUCAAUAUCUUGUGCUCAAUUGCCCCAGCACAUCAGCGUUUGAGUUCACAGGAUGAUGUAGUCUGUGAUAAGUUCAGAGAGAAAUUCUCCAAUCUCCAAGUAGACUUCAUCAGUGAUGACAUCUUGAAACAUGAUUCAGCAAAAGGGGAAUGGAGAGGUUUCUGUGAUGGUUUCAAGGAAAUCAUUGAAGACAUUUUUGCCACUCUGUUAAGGUUGGACAGCAGUGGGGAAUACACUGAAGAAAAUACCAUUUUUGUGCCUUGCAUCCAGUUCCUUGCUAUUGAGGUGGCCAGAAAUAGGGAAGGAUGGAACCAUAUGGUGCCACCACCACAGCUGUGUGAGACUAGGAACAUGAGUGAAGUGGUGGAUCAGAAUUUCCUGCAGAUUCUGCCCAACAUCCUUGGAGACAUUGAGAGGUCAGCCUUCGUGGCCUUUGAUGCAGAAUUCACUGGGAUUCUUCAUCGUGAAUGCCUCAAACCCAGCCUGUUCGACACCCCUGAGGAGCGAUACAGGAAGAUGUCAGCGUCUAUGGAAAACUUUGCGAUCUGUCAGUUGGGCUUGGCUGUGUUCAUCCCGGAAGGGUGUUGCUUCCAUGUCUCUGUCUACAACUGCUACAUCUGCCCUAAGGCAUUUGGGAGUGUCGAUCGGCGCUUCUCUCUUCAGGCCUCUUCUCUUCGCUUUCUUCGCAGGCAUAACUUUGACUUCAACAAGUCCCGAUUUCAAGACAUCGAAGCAGAAGAAGACAAAGUGACGCCAUUUACAAACACGUUUAUCUUCUCUGACGGGAAGAUAGAGUUGGUGGAAGAGAAGUUGCAGCUAGAAAUCAUAGGCCUUAAGUGCAUCUCCGUGCUCAAGAGCAGAGGAGUCGGGUGCCUGAACUCGAGGGAAGAAAAGGCAUUGAGAAAGAUGUUGGCAGAGCAUCGGGGAAUGGAGAGUGUCGAGCAUUUCAGCAUGAUUGAGGAACAGGACACUGUAGAGGUGAUUUGCUCAAGCGUGGCCGAGUGGGUCAUUCAGGCAAAGGUCGGCGAGGAGUUCCCCGUCCAGGAGUGCUUUCCUUCUGACCCUACAUCCCGCUACAUCCUUCAUUCAGAAAUCCGAUAUCGAUUCCCAGACGUUUGGACGAUCAUUAGGGAUCACCAGGACUUCACGUUGGAUGGACUUUUGCUUUUGGGGUCCACGCCCGAGUUAUCUCAUGUUGGCCUCAUGAUGAGGGAUGAAAAAAAAUUGGAUGACAGUGCUGAUUUAUCCAAAAUACUCGAACCCCAAAGGUUCGUGGUGCAAAAAGUUGGGAAAGAGUGGCGACAGGAGUCGAAGGGAAACGAGAAGUCCAAUGCAGAGGAAGAGCUGAUUGCGGCCAUGCGAGGCUUUUCCGUCGUCUUGGACGCCCUUGCGACUUCCAAGAAACCCGUCGUCGCCCACAAUCUCUUCCUCGACCUCCUCCUCGUCUACCAUCAAUUCCACGAUCCUCUCCCA
Molecule: messenger RNA, 1863 nt
Organism: Darwinula stevensoni
Lineage: Eukaryota; Metazoa; Arthropoda; Ostracoda; Podocopida; Darwinulidae
Source: the annotation of a GenBank genome assembly